UUCAUUUUGAGUAGACGAAUAAGGCGGGGCGAACGCUAGUUACGGUGGUGAAAUGGUCCCAAUCAACAACGUUAAUCUGAUUCUGUGGUCCGCCCCAACCGCUUUCUCUCCAAAUCUUAACCACAACCACAUUACAGUUACUGUUUUUGUCUCUGUCUCUCUCGCUCUGUAAUUUUUUUCACAUCCCCUCGUUUAGUCCGUCUCAACAACCAGCGAUAUGUCCGAUGAAGACGACGCUACCACUUCCCACAGUUCUUCCAAGAAACCCAUAUAUACGGAAUUCUCACAGCAAGAACUUCCAGAAUGGAAACCAAUUUUAACACCGGGAUGGGUUAUUGCCACACUUUUUGCCGUUGGAGUCAUAUUCAUCCCUAUUGGUCUUGCAACUGUGUUUUCAUCAGAGAGUGUGGAGGAAAUUGUAAUACAAUAUGAUGAGAGUUGCCUUCCUAGCUCACAUGUCAACGAUCCAAUGGCAUAUAUUCAAAGCCAUACCACCAACAAGACCUGCGUCACCAAAUGGACUGUUGAGCAUAGAAUGGAAGCUCCUGUUUAUAUCUAUUAUCAGCUCGACAAUUACUAUCAGAACCAUCGCAGAUAUAUGAAGAGUAGAAACGACAAGCAACUGUGGAGCAAGGCAGAAGAGGGGGAAACAUUGAACUGUUAUCCUGAAGACAUGACGAAGGAAAAACAGCCAAUUGUUCCCUGCGGCCUCAUUGCAUGGAGCAUCUUCAAUGACACAUACGAAUUUGUAUCCAAAAACAAGAACUUGACGGUGAACAGAAAGGACAUUGCAUGGGGGAGUGACCGAAGGUUCAGAUUUGGCUCUGAUGUUUAUCCAAAAAACUUUCAGAGGCGAGAUUUGAUUGGAGGUGGACACCUCAAUGAGAGUCUACCAUUGAGGCAGCAAGAGGAUCUCAUAGUUUGGAUGCGAACGGCUGCACUACCCACAUUCAGAAAACUCUAUGGGAAGAUAGAGGUUGAUCUUGAAGCGAAGGAUGAGAUAGAAAUAGUCAUAGAAAACAACUAUAACACGUACAUGUUUGGAGGGACAAAGAAGCUGGUUCUCUCAACCGCAACUCUUAUGGGAGGAAGAAAUCCCUUUGUAGGGACAGCAUACCUUUUCAUUGGUAGUCUCUCCUUGUUCUUCACUAUAGCCUUCAUACUUCUCUAUGUCAUCAAGCCAAGGCCUCUUGGGGAUCCAUCUUAUUUGUCUUGGAACAAAAAUCCAGGGGGUAUGAUCAAAUGACAAGCCAUGAUUCAUCUUUCACUCUUUGUUUGGUCUUGGUUACUUUACCAACUAGAAAGUCAGAGUGUAUAUAAACGUUUCUCUUUGUUUUAUAUUUUGGCUCUUGUUUCUCAUGAAGAUGACUCCUACUCAACUCUCUCGGGGUGACUGAUCGGUUUGAGGGAGUCAUCUACAGAAUACACGUUAGAAUUUUACUCUGGAUGUCUAAAGUAAUGUGAUUAUGAAAGCGUAAACAUUACCACAAAAUUAAAUCUCUAUUUGUAGAGUUUAUAAGAAUCUAGCCAAUUA
Vigna angularis (adzuki bean) is the source of this 1534-nucleotide messenger RNA. Its product is annotated as putative ALA-interacting subunit 4. Gene Ontology annotation, cellular component: plasma membrane; Golgi apparatus; endoplasmic reticulum. The record is from RefSeq and is a predicted model, not a curated record. NCBI's taxonomy places the organism in Eukaryota, Viridiplantae, Streptophyta, Magnoliopsida, Fabales, Fabaceae. The coding region runs from base 218 to 1246 and encodes 342 amino acids. The transcript has 8 exons.